Molecule: messenger RNA, 1048 nt
Organism: Cyprinodon variegatus (sheepshead minnow)
Lineage: Eukaryota; Metazoa; Chordata; Actinopteri; Cyprinodontiformes; Cyprinodontidae
Product: TBC1 domain family member 22B-like
Exons: 6
Coding region: 1-702 (233 amino acids)
Biological process (GO): activation of GTPase activity
Molecular function (GO): GTPase activator activity
Source: RefSeq, a predicted model, not a curated record
AUGACUGGGUACUCGGCUUGCUCCCCGCUUUCAAAGAGUUUCUUUUGUUCCGUCGGCGUUGCGUUUCUAGAUGCGUUUGAACCCGGCUUUGCUCUGUGCCUGUCUGUUGCUCCUUGCAAAGCUGGUUCCUUACCUUCUGUUUCUGCUCUCAUUUUCUCUUCUCCAGAGGAGGAAGUGGAAAACUUUGACGUGUCCAGUCUCCAGGAAGAAGCUCUGAGGAACAUCGAGGCUGACAGCUUCUGGUGCAUGAGCAAACUGCUGGACGGCAUCCAGGACAACUAUACGUUUGCUCAGCCAGGCAUUCAGAGGAAAGUCAAGGCCCUGGAGGAGCUGGUCAGCAGGAUUGAUGAGUCUGUGCACCGCCACAUGCAGCAGUACGAGGUGGAGUACCUGCAGUUCGCCUUCCGCUGGAUGAACAACCUCCUGAUGAGGGAGCUGCCUCUACGGUGCACCAUCAGACUGUGGGACACAUAUCAGGCUGAACCAGAAGGCUUCUCUCAUUUUCACCUCUACGUGUGCGCUGCCUUCUUGGUACGGUGGAGGAAAGAGAUUCUAGAGGAGCGGGAUUUUCAGGGCCUUAUGAUCCUGUUACAGAACCUUCCCACAAUGCACUGGGGAAAUGAGGAAGUGAGCGUGCUACUGGCCGAAGCUUACAGGUUAAAGUUCGCCUUCGCCGAUGCUCCCAACCACUACAAGAGAUGAUGAGUGGCUCUUCGUCCUCUUUGGUCUCCUGUCUCAACAACGCCUGCUGGACUCACAGGCCUCUUUCCUAACUACCCUCCUUUUUUUUUUUUUGCCCUAUUUCUGAUGGGGCUUUCAGCUACUAAGAGAUUCGAAUCAAACAGUGACUGAGGACAUGUGUAGCAUUCUGACAUGAUGAUCUGGAGCCUUUUUUUAUUAUUUAUCUCCAUGUGUGCUGAAAUGUGCACUCUAACAAUCGGAUGCAGAAAAAUGAUCAUUAAUAAUGAUUGCAGUUUUUUUUUUUUUUUUGUUUGGUGGAUGAAGAACCCCUCUGCUUGAUGCAGGAUCAUAAACAGUUUCUGAGCAC